UUCUUCCCAGCCUCCGCCUGUACCUGAGCGGACCUCAGUCACUGGUCUCCAUCCUUCCGAUUUCUGUCGGAGGACGCCUCAUACCGGCUGCUUUAUAUCGCUCUCUUCCCCUCGUCUUCUUCGCGCGCCCCGCUCAGAGACCGUAACCUAUUCAAGCUGCUUCCACGCAGCUGAGAUCACCGCAGCAGCGCAGUCAUGUCAAUAGCCUCCAGCUCCAGCAGAAUGACUGAACCAGAGCGCCGAAUGCGCGUCACUGUUUUCUCCGCCAACGGCCUCGUGAAACGAGAUCUCCUCAGUCUUCCUGAUCCGUUCUGCGUCCUCAGUGUCGAUGGCGAACAGGUGAACAAUACGCCUAUCGUUCGGAAGUCCUUGAACCCCUCGUGGAAUGAGCACUUCGACGUCGUUGUUCGCGAUUCGUCCAUGAUUGCCCUGCAGAUCUUUGACCACCGCAAAUUCAAGAAGCGCGAUCAAGGUUUCCUUGGGGUUCUUAAUGUUCCUGCUAGUGAAGCUAUCGCUGCUGCCCAGCACCACAGUACGUCGUCUUUCCAAUCUACUCCGACAGCUUUGUCAUCCCUACUCGCAGCCAUGAUUACGCGAGACCUCACCAUGACAAGCAACAACUUACCCGUUUACGGACAAAUCAGCUUCUCGUUUGCCAGUCUGGCCCCUCCCACGCCCACUGAAGUCGGACUGCCGUCGCAUGUAAACCAUUCGCCUCGGCCGUCGACCACGGUCAUGCCUUCGCCCAACUCAUCCCUGUCUUCCCGGCCGACCAGUACUGCGCCAGUCCCAAUCAACACGCUUGAUCGAGCCCGGUCGUUAAAUCCUCCUCCUCCACUACGACCUGCCACGAGCCAAACGUUCCAGAGCAGUUCCCCCUCAUCCAGUCAGCUGGUUCGUCCCGCGUCUCUGCAAGCCUCUAUUCCCCCCACCCCGAUACCGGCCAAUCAUCAAACGGACGACGAUAAUGGACUGCCUCUCCCAGCAGGUUGGGAACGGCGUGUGGAUCUCCAAGGACGGACGUAUUACGUUGAUCACAACUCGCGCACGACUACAUGGCAUCGACCUUCCCCCAACGCACAGUCCAGUAUCCGGCCCUCUGCCCCGGCACCGUCCCCCGCGAGAAACCCCGCCGUCGCUGCACCCUCACAAUCGCCUAGUCCUGUCCAGAACGGGGUCUAUGCCGAUGUUCCGCUACCAUCGGGAUGGGAGGAACGACGAACACCGGAAGGGCGGCCUUACUUCGUCGAUCACGGGACAAGAACGACGACGUGGGUGGACCCCCGACGGGCCGGCCUUCCCCAGCCUCAGACGGCGUCCGCGGCGACCGUGGUGAACAGCAAUCUAGGCCCGCUUCCAUCCGGAUGGGAAAUGCGGCUGACGUCGACGGGCCGAGUGUAUUUCGUGGACCACAACACGAAAACGACGGCCUGGGAUGAUCCGCGACUGCCGACGAACCCGGACGACAACGCUCCGCAGUACAAGCGAGACUACCGGCGCAAAGUCGUGUAUUUCCGCAGCCAACCGAAGAUGAGAGUAUUGGCUGGUAAAUGCGAUGUCAAGGUGCGACGGUCGAGGAUCCUCGAGGACAGCUACGCUGCCGUUAUGGCGCUCCCCGCUGAAGAACUCAAACGGCGGUUAAUGGUCAGCUUUGAUGGGGAGGACGGUCUCGACUACGGUGGAGUCGGUCGAGAAUGGUUCUUCCUGCUCUCCCAUGAGAUAUUCAAUCCGAGCUACGGUCUGUUUGAAUACUCGGCCCAUGACAACUACACGCUGCAGAUCAACCCUGCGUCCGGGAUCAAUCCCGACCAUCUGAGCUACUUCAAGUUCAUCGGGCGGUGUCUGGGGCUGGCGAUAUUCCACCGGCGAUUCAUGGAUGCGUACUUUGUGCCGAGUUUCUACAAGAUGAUCCUCGGUCGCUCCAUGACGCUUGGGGAUCUGGAAGCCAUUGACGCAGAUCUGCAUCGCUCCUUGAAUUGGAUGUUGGACAACGACAUCACCGAUGUGCUGGACGAGACUUUCUCGGUCACAGAGGAGCGCUUUGGUGAACACGUGACUGUAGAACUGAAGCCGGGCGGAGAGGAGCUGUCUGUCACGGAGGAGAACAAGAAGGAAUACGUGGAAUCGGUCGUGUCGUACCGAAUUGCGCGCCGUGUGAAGGAGCAGUUCGAUGCGUUCAUGGAGGGUCUGCUGGAACUGAUCCCGCCGGAGCUGAUCACGGUCUUUGACGAGCGGGAGCUGGAGCUGCUCAUUGGCGGGAUGUCGGAGAUCGACAUGGAUGAUUGGACCAAGUUCACGGACUACCGGGGCUACGAGAAGACGGACCAGGUCAUCGAAUGGUUCUGGCAGUGCAUCCGCUCAUGGCCUGCCGAACGCAAGUCGCGCCUGCUUCAGUUCACCACAGGCACGUCCCGGGUGCCUGUCAACGGAUUCAAGGAUUUGCAGGGAUCCGAUGGGCCGAGGCGAUUCACUAUUGAGCGCAGCGGAGAUCCCCAGGGACUGCCCCGCAGUCACACAUGCUUUAACCGACUAGAUCUGCCUCCCUACGAGGACUACAAGAGUCUCGAAACCAAGCUGAUUUUCGCCAUAGAGGAAACGGAAGGUUUCGGCCAGGAAUGAACGCACCGAAUCGCUAUACAUCCGGAUUGCAGAAUUCGCAUUUCUGUUGGACACUGGAUCUGUUGCUUAUAUUCUAUCUACUCUACUACUUACCAGUCGUUGUUUUCGUUAUUGCAUCUCGUGUAAACGCUUGUAUCUGUCUCUGUAAUCAAGAUCUAGAGGCCCAAGCAAG
This is a messenger RNA of Mycena citricolor, 2791 nucleotides long. The record is from the annotation of a GenBank genome assembly. Lineage: Eukaryota; Fungi; Basidiomycota; Agaricomycetes; Agaricales; Mycenaceae.